AUGACUACUGUCAAGCCAAUGACUGAGGAGCGCCAGCAUCACUCAUGGGGUUUGUUGGUACAAGGACGUCCUGCUACUCCAUCAGAGGGCAGAGCACAACAAUACACUAGGAUUGGUCCGAAGGAUUCUCAAUCUUUGAUCACACAUAAUAAUGGUACUUGUUUGGAGUUUGGUCCUUGGGACCCGGUAGAUGAAUUCGAUCCAACCAAGCCAUUCAACCAGCAAAUCCUUCUCAUCGACACAACCAUCAAAGACAUUCAAUCGGUUAGAAUUCGUCACAAUGAUGUAGUGGGUGAUGAUUCCGAUGUGUUUAAGGGUUUCAGAACUGUUCCGUACUCCGGGGAGGUACAGCUUCAUCGUUACCCGAAUGGAGAAACAUACAGCCAAGUCCCUAGCUAUUAUGCUAGUGUCAGCGCCACACCUUCGAUGUACUCUACAGCCAACAAGUCUGACGUACUCGGAGAAGCACAUCCUGGGUUGUCUUCUGAUACUAGGUUUGGCGUCUUAGUGCCGAAUCAGCAACAAGGUCCAGGACGUGGAACAAGUGCUUAUCAACGUUUUGACCGUCCAAAUAACAGAGGUAAUAAUCACGGUGAGCGCGGUGGUUAUGCUCAACAUCUAAAUCGUCGCGGACGUCGUGACGCGCAAUUUGGACGUGGUCAGGGACGUGGCGAUGGCCGUGGUCAUGGACAUGAUGGUGAGACACGCGGUGGACAUCACCAUGAGAGCGGUGGACAUCAUCGCAACUUUGAUGGUGGUCAUAGUGGACAUCAGAAUCGGGAUCAUGAAUUUGAAUCUUAUCGACAUCGGGAACAUCAGUUUCAACAUCAUGAGCACCGGGAACAUGAAUUUGAACCUUAUCGGCAUCGGGAACAUGAGUCUAGACCGGAUCAACGCUGGGAUGAUCAUGCUCAUCACGACACCGCAACCAGAAACCACGAAGGAGGCAAUCGCGUUUAUGAUGGGUACAACGGGGGUGGGUAUCCACACGUUUCAAUGAGUCACGGUCAACAGGCGCCGAUCUUUCCCGGGUACGAAGAAGCUAACCCUUUGAUUCCACCGCCGGAAUAUCGCGCAGGGGUAAUGGACUACCUGCCUCCAUUACACUAUUUACAAGCAGCCCCAGCCAACGUAGGCCCAUUUGGGUUACCCUCGGUGUAUCCGCCUGCGAUACCCAAUGAGGUUCCGGUAUAUGGCUAUACUAGGAUUGGUGGCCACAACGAGCCCACUCAUCACUCCCCAGUUGCCAACGUGGAGAGUCACGUAGGUCUUCGUUCUCCAUACUUCCAGCCAGAUUAUGAUGUUGGUAUUGCUGUUCCAAUGGGGCCUGAUCAAGGCCGUAUGGCAACUGGUCCUCGGCCGCAGGUGGUUUUACCGCCGACCACACCGGGCUCUCAGCCAUUUGUCGGCAACCCUGACGACUAUGCAGGAUUCUUGGUAGCUAAUGUACAUUUGUCGAGGUCAUUUAGACCUUCGCCGGGUCGUUCUCCGAUGCGAACGACAACUGAUGAAGGUUCUCCGAUCAUGCGCCCUCGGCGCCACGCGACCGGCCCCGCAAUCCAGUAUGCUCAGGCAUACCAUGCCCGCGGUGGCUCUGGGUCCGGAACAGACUUGCGCCGUAUGGCUACUGCCCAGUCGGGUUUUAUGAUUGCUGAACCACGAAGCUCGCCGAGUGCAGGAGUCUUUUCACCUGCACAGGGUUCUCCUAGAUAUGGCAACAUGCACAGUAUGACAGCGAGAAGCUCUCCUGGCGUGUCGUUCUCCAAUAUGAAUCCUGUUCUUAGUUCGAUGGGAAGAACCGCCUCCUCGGACGAGUUGUCUUACGCUGGAUUCUCAAUUUCUGGACAGCAAGCAGGUGCGGUCUCAGGCCCACCAACACCGCCAGCCAAUCCUGGUCGUCGGUGGUUUGAAACUCGACAAUAUGUUGCGGACGGAAGCAGAAUGUCGUCUCCUGGUUUUGCUAGCUCUGCGUACAAUGGAGCGUACAACGGAGCUUUUUAUGCAAACGCCAGGUCAGAGGACGGACGAAUGUGA
Molecule: messenger RNA, 2034 nt
Organism: Sclerotinia borealis F-4128
Lineage: Eukaryota; Fungi; Ascomycota; Leotiomycetes; Helotiales; Sclerotiniaceae
Source: the annotation of a GenBank genome assembly